Molecule: messenger RNA, 622 nt
Organism: Cynocephalus volans (Philippine flying lemur)
Lineage: Eukaryota; Metazoa; Chordata; Mammalia; Dermoptera; Cynocephalidae
Gene: RPS11
Product: ribosomal protein S11
Exons: 5
Coding region: 91-567 (158 amino acids)
Biological process (GO): translation
Cellular component (GO): cytosolic small ribosomal subunit; ribosome
Molecular function (GO): structural constituent of ribosome
Source: RefSeq, a predicted model, not a curated record
CUUACGCCACUUCCUCUCUAGCCCUUGCUCAGUCGAUAAGGAAACUCGAACGCCACUUCCGCUUUCUUUUUUUUCCAGGCAGUGGGAAAGAUGGCGGACAUUCAGACUGAGCGAGCUUACCAAAAGCAGCCAACUAUCUUUCAAAACAAGAAGAGGGUCCUGCUGGGAGAAACUGGCAAGGAGAAACUCCCACGAUACUACAAGAACAUCGGCCUGGGCUUCAAGACUCCCAAAGAGGCUAUCGAGGGCACCUACAUUGAUAAGAAAUGCCCCUUCACUGGUAAUGUCUCUAUUAGAGGACGGAUCCUGUCUGGCGUGGUGACAAAGAUGAAGAUGCAGAGGACCAUUGUCAUCCGCCGGGACUAUCUCCACUACAUCCGCAAGUACAAUCGCUUUGAGAAGCGCCACAAGAACAUGUCCGUGCACUUAUCCCCCUGCUUCAGGGACGUCCAGAUCGGCGACAUUGUCACAGUGGGUGAAUGCCGGCCUCUGAGCAAGACGGUUCGCUUCAACGUGCUCAAGGUCACCAAGGCAGCAGGCACCAAGAAGCAAUUCCAGAAGUUCUGAGACUAGACACCUGCCCACUCCCCAAAAUGAAAUAAAAGUUAUUUUCCCACUCAUA